GCUGACCCCGCCCUAGAGUCAGUGUGGGUACCUGCGCGUGCGGAGCGGGAUCAUGGCGGGACGUCUUCUUCACCGGGCCUGGACAACAUCACUGCGGAUCAGGAGCAACGUGGCGGUCAGGCCGAUACACCGAGCCGCUGCCCUGGCCUCAGAGAGAGGAAUACCAACAGAUGAGGAGCAGGCCACUGGACUGGAGCGACGCAUCCUGAUGGCCCUUAAAGAGGGAAAGGAUCCCUACAGUAUACUGAAGCCCACAUACUACCCAGGCACCAAGGAAGACCCUCAGAUCGUGCCAUGCACUGGGAACAAGAGGCUGGUGGGCUGUAUUUGUGAGGAAGACAACACUGCGAUUGUGUGGUUCUGGGUUCAUGAGGGAACUCCCCAGCGCUGUCCUUCCUGUGGCACCCACUAUAAGCUGAUGCAUCAGGACUUGCCUCAUUGAAACUUAAAAUGCAGAAAUGGGACACAGAACUGUCCAUGUUUGCCUUCUUCAUGUGCAUAUCAUUUAACAUAUACAGUUGAUCAUUAAAAUGUAAAGCUGAA
This is a messenger RNA of Hippoglossus stenolepis (Pacific halibut), 543 nucleotides long. RefSeq names its product cytochrome c oxidase subunit 5B, mitochondrial. The record is from RefSeq and is a predicted model, not a curated record. The transcript has 4 exons. Gene Ontology annotation, biological process: mitochondrial electron transport, cytochrome c to oxygen. Gene Ontology annotation, cellular component: mitochondrial envelope. Lineage: Eukaryota; Metazoa; Chordata; Actinopteri; Pleuronectiformes; Pleuronectidae. Bases 53 to 442 code for a protein of 129 amino acids.